Messenger RNA from Gekko japonicus, 1056 nucleotides. It is a transcript of the gene BSG, whose product is annotated as basigin (Ok blood group). Gene Ontology annotation, biological process: dendrite self-avoidance; homophilic cell-cell adhesion; axon guidance. The transcript has 7 exons. The coding region runs from base 1 to 1056 and encodes 351 amino acids. Lineage: Eukaryota; Metazoa; Chordata; Lepidosauria; Squamata; Gekkonidae. Gene Ontology annotation, cellular component: plasma membrane; axon. The record is from RefSeq and is a predicted model, not a curated record. Gene Ontology annotation, molecular function: cell-cell adhesion mediator activity.
AUGGCUAAGAAUUACACAGCUGGCUUUAUAAAGUCGCCCCUGUCUCAAAAGAAGCUGACUGAGGACAGUGUGGAAUUGCACUGCGAGGCCAUCGGCAACCCCAUCCCAGAGAUCCAGUGGUGGUUCGAGGGGGCAGAGCCCAACGAGACCAUCGUCCAGCUGUGGGACGGUGCCUGGCAGGAUCGGGUCGCCAUCAACGCCACCUACAAGCAGCACUCCACCAGCACCAUCUCCAUCACCAAUCUAACACUCAACGACUCCGGCACAUACGAAUGCCGGGCCAGCAACGACCCCGACCGCAACCACUUGUCGAAGAGCCCCAAAGUCAAGUGGAUACGUUCCCAGGCGAACGUGAUUGUCAUUGAGCGCCCCACAAUCACAGUCUCACAAGACCUGACUGAUAGCUCAGACCUGGUCCUUUCUUGUAACAUAAGUGGAGCACCAACAGAAAUCAAAGGUCAUUACUGGAUGAAGUGGGACACCAAGAUUCAGUCGGAUGAAACUUCUGACGACUUCACUUCCUACACGUUAGAGAAAGUGGAUCAUGAGUCUUCAGGAGAAUACAACUGUUUCUUCGAAACAAACCCAAUCUCAAAAGGGACUCUGUUUGUGAAAGUUCAACCUCAUGUGGUUGCCUACAAGAAGUCAGAGCAGGGGAACGAGAAGGAUACCGGGGUCCUCAUUUGCAAGUCUUCAUCUUACCCCCCCGUCACCCAGUGGUCCUGGUUCAAGAUGGUGGAUGGGGCCCAGCCCAUUGUGAAUGGUACAGAGGACCGAUUCUUCAUCAAAUCCGAUAGCAACAAGACGGAGCUGCGAAUCUUGUCCCUGGACCUUGAGAAAGACCCAGGCGAGUACAGGUGUAACGCCACCAACGAGAUUGGCGAAGACAGCACCAUUGUGGUUUUGCGGGUUCGCAGCCGCCUGGCAGCUCUGUGGCCAUUCCUGGGGAUCGUGGCUGAAGUGCUAGUUCUCGUCACGAUUAUCUUCAUCUACGAGAAGAGGAGAAAGCCCGACGAAAUCCCCGAUGAUGAUGAUGGAGGGUCUGCGCCACUGUAA